This is a messenger RNA of Merops nubicus (carmine bee-eater), 467 nucleotides long. It is a transcript of the gene SPATA18, whose product is annotated as spermatogenesis associated 18. Gene Ontology annotation, cellular component: mitochondrial outer membrane. NCBI's taxonomy places the organism in Eukaryota, Metazoa, Chordata, Aves, Coraciiformes, Meropidae. The record is from RefSeq and is a predicted model, not a curated record. The annotation marks the transcript as partial. Gene Ontology annotation, biological process: mitophagy by internal vacuole formation; mitochondrial protein catabolic process. The transcript is spliced from 3 exons.
UCCCGCCGCGCCUGCCUGGUGGCUCGCUUCAGCGCCAUCGGCGCCCAGGAGCGCCUGGAUGCAGAGGCCCUGCUGAGGACGUACAUCAGUGACGCCGAGAUGGUGCAGAGGAUAAUAUACAUUGCAGCUGUGGAGUCUUUUCAUGCAGCAAAGAUGGCCUACAGGCAGUUCAAGUUACGUGUAAGAGACACUCUGUCUCUAGGUCACUCGGGGCCCGAGUCACUGGAAGAUGCUGUCCUGGAUUAUAUAGUUCGCCAUGAGGAUCUUUAUGAUGUGCAAGCCAGUGUCAAUGAAGUAAUUCACUCCAUGAACAUCAACCCAAAGAUUUCAUUUCCACCAGAAAUUGACUUCAUUGUGAUCAGGACUUUGAUUCGAGAGUUGUGCCGUGUGGCUUUUUCAAUGCAGACACUUCUGCCUCCCCUUGAUAUUGCCUUUGGUACUGAUGGAGAACUUUUCAGUGAGACCAA